Messenger RNA from Amorphotheca resinae ATCC 22711, 786 nucleotides. RefSeq lists its product as hypothetical. Gene Ontology annotation, biological process: fungal-type cell wall organization; cell wall biogenesis; (1->6)-beta-D-glucan biosynthetic process. Lineage: Eukaryota; Fungi; Ascomycota; Leotiomycetes; Helotiales; Amorphothecaceae. The coding region runs from base 1 to 786 and encodes 261 amino acids. The record is from RefSeq and is a predicted model, not a curated record. Gene Ontology annotation, cellular component: extracellular region. The transcript is spliced from 3 exons.
AUGCGGUCAUCGUCCGCCCUUCUCUCCCUCCUCGUGUCCCUCCCUUUCGUGUUCGCCGAGCCCAAAUUCACAGUACCAGCAGCCGGCGCAUCGCUGCCAGCGGGAGCCAUCACCGUUACUUGGACAGAUGCUGGAGCUGCGCCCUCGAUAUCUGAUCUCAGUUCCUACCAACUGUUUCUAUUUACUGGGUCGAAUGCCUCGCCCGUCCAACUAGAGAACCUGGCAACUGAUGGUACUUUCACCUCCGGCAACACGAUAACUGCCACCAUCUCCCCCGGUAUAGGAGGAGAAACUCCUAAGAAUGCAUACUUCCUGGGAAUGAUCGCUACCGCGACGGCAGGAGGAACGCUUCGUGUAUAUUCCGACCGAUUUACCCUCACCGGAAUGACGGGUGUCUUUACUCCAGAAGUACAAACUGCGCUUGAGGGUGUAACUGGCACCGCUGGGCCGCCAGCUGUGAAUAAUGUCGCUGCUGCUGCUCCUGCUGCUGGAACAACAGCGGUCGAGGAUGGCGUAUAUGGAACCCCAUUUAAUCUACAAACUGGCCCGACGAGAUACGCUCCUAUGCAGCCAGUUCCUGGCACCAAGAUCACUGCUACCAACACAAAACCUUUGUACUCGACCUCCUCGGUUGUCUUGGCCACUACAUAUUUACCUUUGCCGACUAUCUCGACUACUGUCACCCAAGCCCAAACAUUCUCCGUUGCUAGUCAUCCCAACUCGGCUCCAGCUGCGUCACAACCUACCGACGAUAUGCAGAGAUUCCUGAAUCGCUGGAAGGAUUAA